Messenger RNA from Spea bombifrons (plains spadefoot toad), 1348 nucleotides. Its product is annotated as fibroleukin-like. The record is from RefSeq and is a predicted model, not a curated record. Bases 1 to 1317 code for a protein of 438 amino acids. Lineage: Eukaryota; Metazoa; Chordata; Amphibia; Anura; Pelobatidae. The transcript has 4 exons.
AUGGCGUUGGGAUUGCCCUACUCCAAGAACAUGUUGUACGUGGUUCUUCUUGUUCUGCUGUUGGACUUGGAGGCAGUUGGGUCUGAAAGUCCUGACUGUGGCGACAAGAGAGAAGACCCUGCUUGCUUAGACCUUCUUGUGGCCAUGCCAUCAUCAGACUCCAACUGUGAAAGACCUGAGGGGUGCAAGCUUCACUUUCUCCUUCCAGAUGAGCAACCAACAGCAGAAGGGUUGAAGGAACUACAGCAUGAACUCAAUCAGGAGUUCAAACAGACCCUGAAAGAAACUGGAGGUGACGGCGGAGGCAAGCAGCAGAACUCCAAACCCAAGAGUGUGUCGGACAGACUGAACCUUGUGGAGUCCAACCUCAUCUCUUUGACCUCUAAACUGCAGAAGUUACAGGAAGAUGGUAAAGUGAACCUGAGCAAGAUAGAAGAUCGACUCAACUCGCUGGUGGUUCUCCUCCUAGGGAUCUUAUCUGGGUGUGAAUUGCCCUGCAACGAGUCUGUCCAGAAAUUAUCUAUGCUAGAAAACCGACGCCUCAAGACACUUGAAACAAAGGAGGACCCCCCAUUGACUGUGAAGGGUGUUGCAAACACAGGUUUACCAGUUGAAUCUUCAGAAAGACUGUUUCCCAAGGAUUGUGCAGAGAUCUACAAGCAAGGAAUCCGAGACAAUGGAAUCUAUACCAUACAGCCGAUAUCCCAAAGACAGCCGUUCGAGGCAUAUUGUGACAUGGCGACGGAUGGUGGAGGUUGGACCGUCUUCCAGAGAAGACUAGACGGCUCGGUAGAUUUCAACUGUACCUGGCAGGAAUACAAGCAGGGAUUUGGUAGCCUCCAAGGCGAACAUUGGCUGGGAAAUGAAAACUUACACAGCUUAACUAGAGUUGGUCAACACUCACUGCGAAUUGAGCUAGAAGAUUGGUACGGUGUCAAGAGGCAUGCCAUCUAUCGGAAGUUCAAAGUGGCCAGUGAACAAAACAAAUACAAACUGACGGCCAGAGAGUACCAAGGUAACGCCGGCAAUGCCCUGAGCUACAGUCGGAACUACAAUCACGAUCACAAAUAUUUCACAACGCACGACAGCGACAACGACAAUUACCCGUCUGGGAACUGCGGCACUUACUACGGCUCGGGCUGGUGGUUUGAUGCCUGCUUGGCUGCCAACUUAAAUGGGAAGUAUCACAAGGGCAGGUACAGCGGAGUAACCAAUGGUAUUUACUGGGGUACGUGGUAUAUUCUGACCGAUAAGAGGACGAAGCAGAAGUAUUCCUUCAAGAAAAUAGAAAUGAAAACCAGAAUUCUAAAUGUGUGAUUAUACAGAGAUCUUUAUUUAAAGGACUUAA